AUGGAUUAUCCAACUCCAACGCCUACACCAACACCAACUCCAACUCCAACUCCAACUCCGACAUUAACACCAACUCCAACACCAACUCCAACUGCAACACCUACUCCAACUCCAUCUCCAACUCCAUCUCCAACUCCAACACCUACACCAACACCUACAUCCACACCAACACCAACUCCGACAUUAACACCAACUCCAACACCAACUCCAACUCCAACACCUACUCCAACUCCAACUCCAACUCCAACUCCAACUCCAACUCCAACUCCAACUCCAACUCCAACUCCUACUCCGACACCAACUCCAACUCCUACUCCAACUCCAACUUUAACUCCAACUCCAACUCCAACUCCGACACCUACUCCAACUCCAACACCAACUCCAACUCCAACUCCUACUCCGACACCAACUCCAACUCCAACUCCAACUCCAACUCCAACUCCUACUCCGACACCAACUCCAACUCCUACUCCAACUCCAACUUUAACUCCAACUCCAACGCCUACUCCAACUCCAACUCCAACACCUACACCAACUCCAACUCCAACUCCAACACCUACACCAACUCCGACACCAACUCCAACUCCAUCUCCAACUCCAACUCCAACACCAUCUCCAACUCCGACACCAACUCCAACGCCUACUCCAACUCCAACACCAACUCCAACGCCAACACCUGAACCUUGGUUUCCUAUCUAUGAUCCCUUCAUUUUAGGAGAUAAUUGUAAUUAUGCCACACCUGAUGAUUGUAAACAACAAAUCAUUUCAGAAACUAAUGUAACUAAUCUAUAUUUGGCAAUCCGUGAUGCCUAUCCUACAAAGGCUCUAGCUCAUACACGUGUGAUUGCUCUUUCUGGAGUUGAUAAUAUCAAUAUUGAAUCAUGGAAAAUGUCUCUUUCGAAACAAGCUUUGAAUAUUGCUCCUAUCGAUUUAUACAUUUUACAUGAUCCUAUUAAAGGUCGAAAACUGAGUACUGAACUUAUAUUAAGUCAUAUGUAUUUAUGUAAAUAUACAUAUCCUCGUAUUCUAUAUAUCAGUGAUGGUACUUUGUAUCGUGAAGGAUUUGUAAAAUUGUUACAAUAUAUAUAUGAUAAUAGAGCGAAUGGAUGGUUCAAUAAUAUGGAAACAUUUGUUGUAGUCAAAAAUUAUAUAGCAUCAUAUGAUUAUCUUCAAGAAGGUUCAAAUCCUGGUUAUGUUACUGAACUAAAUCAACAGAUUAUCAGUUAUUUGAAUACAAUGUGUACUGACAAAAUCAAUUUUCCUAAUUUGAAAUCAAUGGAUUUUAACAUGAAUGGAUACAAUUUGAUAGGAUCAUCUGGUUUUGCUGAAGAAUUGAAAGGAUCUUGUCCUUCUUCGAGUGGAGUAUCUAUUUCUGCAUCUGAAAGUUUUAUCAAGUAUCCUGUAUUUUGUCUUGAUGAUAAUCAUUUUCAAUCAUCGCUAAUGACUCGAACAUACUAUUAUGACAUGAACAAUGCAAUUGAUGCUAUUCAAUGUCGCUACAAUUGGAAUUGGGAAGUGAAUGGAAUGUUCAACAAUGAUAUUACUGGACCCUAUCCAUUGGACACUACUCCUGAUUGUCCCACUAUAUUUCUUCCUACACCUACGCCAAUUCCUACUCCAACACCUGAACCUUGGUUUCCUAUCUAUGAUCCCUUCAUUUUAGGAGAUAAUUGUAAUUAUGCCACACCUGAUGAUUGUAAACAACAAAUCAUUUCAGAAACUAAUGUAACUAAUCUAUAUUUGGCAAUCCGUGAUGCCUAUCCUACAAAGGCUCUAGCUCAUACACGUGUGAUUGCUCUUUCUGGAGUUGAUAAUAUCAAUAUUGAAUCAUGGAAAAUGUCUCUUUCGAAACAAGCUUUGAAUAUUGCUCCUAUCGAUUUAUACAUUUUACAUGAUCCUAUUAAAGGUCGAAAACUGAGUACUGAACUUAUAUUAAGUCAUAUGUAUUUAUGUAAAUAUACAUAUCCUCGUAUUCUAUAUAUCAGUGAUGGUACUUUGUAUCGUGAAGGAUUUGUAAAAUUGUUACAAUAUAUAUAUGAUAAUAGAGCGAAUGGAUGGUUCAAUAAUAUGGAAACAUUUGUUGUAGUCAAAAAUUAUAUAGCAUCAUAUGAUUAUCUUCAAGAAGGUUCAAAUCCUGGUUAUGUUACUGAACUAAAUCAACAGAUUAUCAGUUAUUUGAAUACAAUGUGUACUGACAAAAUCAAUUUUCCUAAUUUGAAAUCAAUGGAUUUUAACAUGAAUGGAUACAAUUUGAUAGGAUCAUCUGGUUUUGCUGAAGAAUUGAAAGGAUCUUGUCCUUCUUCGAGUGGAGUAUCUAUUUCUGCAUCUGAAAGUUUUAUCAAGUAUCCUGUAUUUUGUCUUGAUGAUAAUCAUUUUCAAUCAUCACUAAUGACUCGAACAUACUAUUAUGACAUGAACAAUGCAAUUGAUGCUAUUCAAUGUCGCUACAAUUGGAAUUGGGAAGUGAAUGGAAUGUUCAACAAUGACAUUACUGGACCCUAUCCAUUGGACACUACUCCUGAUUGUCCUAUUAUGUGA
Blastocystis hominis is the source of this 2538-nucleotide messenger RNA. RefSeq lists its product as hypothetical. The transcript has a single exon. The record is from RefSeq and is a predicted model, not a curated record. Lineage: Eukaryota; Bigyra; Opalinata; Blastocystidae. The coding region runs from base 1 to 2538 and encodes 845 amino acids.